AUAUGAAAUUCUCCCUAGGUAAUGGGGAUAGGUCAUUAUCUCUAUAGCUAUAGCAUUCCUCUUUGGAAUUCUUUUAUCAGGUAAUUGAAGACUAGUGCGAACCAGAAGGGAAGUAACUAACUGUUGAAUCUAGGCCCUCACCCACUUCAGCAUUUCACAGUGGCAUUUUUCCUCUUUGGGUCAUGCGAGAGAAAGACGUUCUCUAUCAUAAGUGUGUUUUUUUUGUCUUUUGAUGUUGACAGACUUUAAUGUAGUUACUUUAUUUUUCCCUCCUUAUUAGUCAUUUGAGGCAGAACUGAAGCAAAAUGUAAACAAAGUGCAGGAAUUGAAAGACAAAUUGACAGAGCUGCUGGAGGAGAACCCGAAUACUCCUGAGGCCCCCAAAUGGAAACAGAUGUUGACGGAGAUAGACUCUAAGUGGCAAGAACUCAAUCAAUUAACAGUUGAUAGACAACAAAAACUGGAAGAAUCCUCUAAUAACCUGACUCAAUUCCAGACCGUAGAGGCUCAGUUAAAACAGUGGCUUGUGGAAAAAGAACUGAUGGUCAGUGUUCUCGGGCCCCUGUCCAUUGACCCAAAUAUGCUAAACACACAAAGGCAGCAGGUGCAGAUUCUGCUGCAGGAAUUUGAUACCCGGAAACCUCAGUAUGAGCAGCUCACAGCAGCUGGUCAGGGCAUCCUGAGCCGACCUGGUGAACACCCCGCUUUCCAUGGGAUUGUGAAAGAGCAGCUAGCAGCUGUGACCCAGAAGUGGGACAGCCUAACAGGACAGUUGAGUGACAGAUGUGACUGGAUUGACCAAGCCAUUGUUAAAAGCACACAAUAUCAAAGCCUGCUGAGAAGCCUUUCUGAUAAACUGGGUGAUCUGGAUAACAAACUCAGCAGCAGUGUGGCCGUGAGCACACACCCUGAUGCUAUGAGCCAGCAGUUGGAAACAGCCCAAAAAGUGAAGCAGGAAAUAGAUCAGGAAGCGAAGCAGAUAAAGGUGGCCCAGGCCCUCUGUGAGGAUUUGUCAGCCCUGGUUAAAGAAGAGUACCUGAAAGCAGAACUUAGCAGGCAACUAGAGGGCAUCGUAAAAUCAUUUAAGGAGAUUGAACAAAAAGCAG
Molecule: messenger RNA, 1106 nt
Organism: Miniopterus natalensis
Lineage: Eukaryota; Metazoa; Chordata; Mammalia; Chiroptera; Miniopteridae
Source: RefSeq, a predicted model, not a curated record